Hyla sarda is the source of this 3655-nucleotide messenger RNA. Its product is annotated as extracellular calcium-sensing receptor-like. The record is from RefSeq and is a predicted model, not a curated record. Lineage: Eukaryota; Metazoa; Chordata; Amphibia; Anura; Hylidae. Bases 180 to 2921 code for a protein of 913 amino acids. Gene Ontology annotation, biological process: G protein-coupled receptor signaling pathway. Gene Ontology annotation, cellular component: membrane. Gene Ontology annotation, molecular function: G protein-coupled receptor activity. The transcript is spliced from 9 exons.
UAUCAAUCAACCUGAAAACUGGCAUAACAAAGCAAAAAAUGUUGGCGCCAAAUACAGGAUAAGUCACAAUUUUUUAAAGCAAGAAAAGUAACUUUUUGAUGACACAUUCCCUUUAAUGGGCUUCAUUGAUGAAUAGAGGCUGAGAAGAGGCCAUUAUUGUUUCUUUAUUGGACACGGACAUGUUUCUGAGGCCUCUUCUCAGCAUGUGGCUGAGGUUCUAUAUUUUCAUCCUCUGGUCUUUGGUCUCACCUGGACGAUCUAUUCCAUGUAAUCUUCGUGGCAAACAAGAGGCGGCAUUUUCACGGGACGGUGAUCUUAUUAUUGGGGGAUAUUUCCCAGUGCACGUAUCGUAUAUAGAUCCUAGUUACUCAUUCAGAGAAAGAGACCAUCAGAUUACCUGCAAUGUAUACAGCGCUUCAUACUACAUUUUGCUUCAUGCCAUGGUUUAUGCCAUUGAGGAGAUAAAUGCCGACAAGUUUCUGCUCCCUAACAUCACCCUAGGCUUCCAGUUGUUCGAUACCUGUAUACACCUGUCCCGGGCUCUCUGGGCCACAUUUAUCACCCUGACAGGAGAAGACAACCCCAUUCCAAACUAUCAGUGUAAUAAGAAGGUGCCUCUCGCCAUCAUAGGUGACCCAAUAUCACUUCUCUCCAUAGCAAUGGCCACAAUAUUGGGCGUCUACAGGUAUCCCCAGGUCAGCUAUGCCGCAUCUGUAAACUUACUAAGCGAUCGCUACUUAUUCCCAUCUUUUUUCCGUACUGUUUCCAGUGAUGCCAAGCAGUCAGUAGCCUUGGCCGGAAUGGUUUCCUUUAUGGGUUGGAAGUGGGUGGGGUUGCUGUCUCUCAAUAAUGACUAUGGAAUUCAGGGAUCACAAAUCCUCAAAGAAGAGCUGCAGAAGUUGGGUGUGUGCAUCGCUUACCAUGAGACGUUUGGCCAAGAAACUUCCUUAGCAAAACUUCAGUCCAUAGCAAAAGUUAUUGUCCAGUCCUCGGCAAAGGUCAUCAUUCUGUUCUCCCGAGACCCUCACAUCCACCAGCUGAUGGAAUUGCUAUUACAGAAGAAGGAUGUGGAGAGAAUCUGGGUUGCCAGUAAUGGCUGGUCAACUUCACCAAUAUUGUCUAUUCCGAAAUACAGUCACUUAUUGGCUGGAACCAUUGGAUAUAUAGUACAUGAAGUAAAUGUGCUAGGGUUUAAAGAAUAUUUUCUGGGGCUUAGAGCAUCUACUUUACUCCCUCAAGAUAUAUUCAUAAAGGAUUUCUGGGAGUUAGUUCUAGGCUGCCGGUGGCCAAGUGGUGGUUCUAGCGGAGACAAUAAGACUCUGUGGUGCACAGGAGAAGAGAACCUGAAAUUAUUGUACACCAGAAGUUAUGACAGCAAUAACUUUAACUUCAGGAUGCCAUAUUUUAUAUACAGUGCAGUAUACUCAUUGGCCCAUGCCAUCCAUAAUCUAAUCUUUCCCUGUGCUCUGGACCAGGAAUCCCCCACACAUAAAAUAUGUGGAGAUCUAACCAGUAUUAAACCAUGGCAGGGAGACAAACUAACAGAGAGGAUUGUCAGUGAGCUAAGUAAGAAAGCCAAGAGGAAAGCAAAUGUACAGAAUCGAGUAUCAGAGGGUAAUCCAAAUACAAAGCCUAAGUCACAAAACCAGGUUUUCCACCGCCUGAAGAGUGUCUACUUCAGAAGUCGAAUGGGAGAAGAGAUGUUCUACGAUGUUAAUGGAGACCCCCCAACUGACUACGACCUUCUGAACUGGCACAGGAAUUCAGAUGGGGCUAUUACAUUUGUGACAGUCGGACGGUACCGAUUAGGUCAAGCUAAAGAAAACGAGCUGAGCAUCAAUAGCACAGCCAUCCGAUGGAUCACUGGGGGCAAUGAGAUUCCUAGAUCAGUAUGCAGUGAAAGUUGUUCCCCUGGGUUCCGGAAAGCUGCUAAAGAAGGACAACCGAUGUGCUGCUAUGACUGUGUCCCUUGUGCAGAUGGUGAAAUAUCCAACCAAACAGAUUCAAGCAACUGUUUCCCAUGUACGGAAGAGACGUUGCCCAAUGCCAACAAAACCAUUUGCCUUCCUAAAGAAAUUGAAUAUUUGUCAUACGGGGAACCACUUGCAAUCACAUUAACGUCCUCCGCAAUCUUCUUUUCUUUCACCACCAUUGGGGUUUUGUUCACAUUCGUCAAGUACAAAGACACGGCCAUUGUGAAAGCCAAUAACAGCGAUCUUAGCUACGGCCUCCUCGCCUCACUGUCCUUGAGUUUCCUCUGCUCUCUUCUCUUCAUUGGAGAACCGGAAAGAUUAGCCUGUCUCUUGCGUCAAACAGCUUUUGGAGUAAUAUUUGUUAUUUGUGUUUCUUGUAUAUUUGCUAAGACUCUGAUGGUUGUUAUCGCUUUUCGAGCAACCAAACCUGGAAGCAAUAUGAGAAAAUGGCUGGGACCCAAAGUUCCGGCUGUGGUCAUUGUAAUCUGUGCCUCCAUACAGGUCUUCAUCUGUGUCUCCUGGAUUCGGCUUUGUCCUCCAUUCCCAGAGAAGAACUAUAAGAUAAAGGCUGAGGUCAUUAUCUAUCAGUGCAAUGAAUGUUCAGAUGUGUUCUUGUGGUCCAUGCUCGGGUACAUGGCAUUUCUUGCUUGUGUCAGCUUUAUAGUUGCAUUUCUGGCCAGGAACCUUCCAGACACUUUCAAUGAAGCCAAGUGGAUCACUUUUUCCAUGUUGAUCUUCUUAAAUGUCUGGAUCUCCUUUGUCCCAGCCUAUCUGAGCACCCAGGGAAAAUUCAUGGUGGCCAUUGAGGUAUUUGGAAUCAUUUUCUCCAGUGCUGGGAUCUUAGGUUGUUUUUUUUUCCCCAAGUGUUACAUUAUAUUAUUUCGACCUGAUCUCAACACCCGUGGGAUCCUCCUGGGUAAAAGUACCUCCCAGAGGACAAAGAACUAGGUUUCAUAAAAUGUGUGAGGACAAGCAUUUAAUGGAUUCUGAACACAUUAGCCAUAAAAAGUCGAUAUCUAUUAGAUUUUUCCUUUUUUGUCCCCUCCCUCUACUGGACAUUCUUUAAAGUGUACUGUACCCAUGUGCCAGCUACAAAUUUUGGGGUACCGUGAAUUCACUUGCAUAACUGUAUUGUGUUAUUACACUGUUAUUACAGCUAUCUCAAAUGUGUAAGGCUUAAACAUCUGCUUAUUCUGUAUUAGAUGAUUGAAUUAUUGGUCACAUGACAAGUUCCCCAGAUAUUUUCUAUGCAGAAUCUCCUAGAAAGGCUAAGGGAGUGGUUUCAAUACAUAUAACUUAGCAAAUUGAGAGCCACCUCACCUUUACACUUAGGAUAGAGUUUUAACCUAGAUAUGGAUACAUGGAUAUAAUGUAGAGAUGUUUUUUCUCUACUUAUAUCUUACAUUGUUUAUUUUAUAACACUCACAAAACGUAAAUCACAAAAUCUGUAAAUUGCUGUCUCAUUUGUUGUAUCUUGACUGCCUUCUGACUAUAGACCCUUAUGACUGCAGUAGCUCUAUACAAAUUUUGGCAUUGUGACCAAUAAAUAAAUUCGGUUGCCAAAAAUGUGGGGUUUGGGAUUUACAAAAUUUGAGUGUUAAUAGAAAGAAAACUCUAAAACUGAUUGGAUUUUCUCAUAUUCAUGAAGAAAUUAGGCUAGUUGGGGAUGCUAGGUGCAGAGG